Rodentolepis nana is the source of this 294-nucleotide messenger RNA. The record is from the annotation of a GenBank genome assembly. NCBI's taxonomy places the organism in Eukaryota, Metazoa, Platyhelminthes, Cestoda, Cyclophyllidea, Hymenolepididae.
AAUCCGCAACAAAUUGGUGACCCUCAGCAGAGAACCAAUCUCUCACUGGCAUUGGGAAUUCCCUUCUCUCGUCUCUCAAUCCCCUCUGUGAUCUCUCCCUCCUCGAACGACCAUCACCACACACCCGCUGCCGUUUCUCACGACAAGUUAGAUCCUGAUUUCCGCUCAACAGAGACUCCUUCUCUCAUCGGCGACGCAAUUGUUCUUCACAUCGCUCUUUUCAUCUGUUGUUUCCUUCCCACGAACGAUCAGCACCUCAACGGCACCCCGACUCUUUCCUUUCACUGGCUAUGA